GACCCGGAAGCACCGAGCUGCCUGCUUUGUUUUGUUUUGGUAGUAGGAGUUGGAUAAGAGGUGGACAGGCAGAGGUCCGUGCGGGAGAGAACCGCUCACUAAAUGGGGAGAGCCGCAUCGGGGAUGGAAGAUGACGGACCGAUAGCUGACGCCUGUACAAUGCCGACUUUUAUCAGCAGUUACGACGACGGGAAGGUGAAAUUGUCCCGCAACCUGCCGACAGAAACUUCCUUCACGGACAGCAAAGUUGAGCGGUCGGUCAGAGAUUUGAGCCGCCGUGUCACCCGAUCCAACUCCCGGUCAUCCCUGGACGGAGGUGAGAGGGAGCCGGAGGAGAGGAGCAGCGAGGAGGAGAAGGAUGCGAAGGGCAACAACAACAACAACUGCAACGGCGGCGGCGGAGGAGGAGGAGGAGGUGGAGGAGGAGAGAGGAGGAGGGCGAGUGCUGUUGAGAUUUUGAGGAGGAAUUUCGGGGUCUCAAAAUCUCCCUCUCUUCGUCUAAAUACAAACAGUCGGAUGCAGUGCGGCGCCGAGCAUGAACCCCGCGAAGGAACCGUUAAUAGCGACGUUACAAACGGUUAUGGGAGUGAAUGUGGCGACUGCUCAAAGUCGGACCGUGAAACGGGCGACGCGGGGAGCGAAAACGAGCCGACCUUGAGCGACUUGACGACUUCGGACGUACAAGGAGUUGAAUCUGUAACCAUUACAGGUCAGUGCCGCCACACAGGUGACACUUUAAACGAGUCCUUUAACACUAAAGAACACGUCUACUGCACGGUGUACUGCAUCGCUAACGACAGUCACCGGAAAGACGUUGAAAUCACUGACGAUGAAACGGUCACGUCUGACGCGCCAAACAUGGAAUUGGAGACAGGACGGGAGGCGGGUUCGAGUCCCGAACCGGCACCGUACACACUGGAGGACCUGGUGGAUCCUUUCGGGGAUAUGGUGGCCCACCGGCUGUCCAUUACACAGGCCGGUGCAGAGACAACGAUGCAGAGUUGCCGGGUGUGCCUGGAAGGGAAAUCCAUCGCACCCCUGCCCUGCUGCAGGAAGGCCGUGUGUGAUGAGUGUCUGAAACUCUACGUCAGCUCCCAGGUGAGAGUGGCCAAAUCUUACAUCAGCUGUCCGAUCCCAGAGUGCAGUGGCUACCUGGAGGAGGGGGUGGUCAUUUCCCAUUUAGCCAAUGAAGAUGUGGCAAAAUACCGUUACUUUUUGGAGCUGAGUCAGCUGGACUCGAGCACCAAACCCUGCCCCCAGUGCAGUCAGUUCACCUCUCUGAAGGAGCACAACCCCAACCGCUCCGAGCAGAAAUACAAGAUCCAGUGUAGCAAUUGCCAGUUUGUGUGGUGCUUUAAAUGCCACGCUCCCUGGCAUAAUGGGCUCAAAUGUCGCGACUACAGGAGAGGAGACAAGCUGCUACGAACCUGGGCUAGUGUCAUAGAGCACGGACAAAGAAAUGCACAGAAAUGCCCACAGUGCAAGAUCCAUAUCCAGCGUACAGAGGGAUGUGACCAUAUGACUUGUACGCAGUGUAACACUAACUUCUGUUACCGCUGUGGAGAACGUUACCGACACCUACGGUUCUUUGGGGACCAUACAUCCAACCUCAGCGUGUUUGGAUGCAAGUAUCGCUAUCUACCAGAUAAACCUCAUCUGAGACGGCUAAUUAGAGGGUCGGUCUGUGCCACUAAGGUGCUGAUAGCUCCAGUGGUCAUUUUGCUGGUCGUGGUUCUUGGAGCUCUCGCACUGGUGAUAGGUUUGGUAGUUUUCCCGGUCUACUAUGUGUGUAAGAGGAGGAAGAAGCAGCGCACGCAGGGCUCUGGACGAUGGAUCUGAAACCUGCCCUGCACUUCAUCUAGACCACGCACACACAGCUUGAAAGACGACGCCCACAUCUCCUCAGGGACGAACACGCCAGCCUGAGUCAUCACAAAAGUCUGAGAGGAACAUCGCAAAAUUAACCGUGGUAAUUAGGGAAGUACAUAAACCAAUAGAGUGAUGCCUGGAUAAUACACACAUCACCAUGUCGAGAAUAUUUGUAUCUCACGGGACCACUGCUGCAAAAGGAAUGAAAAAAAAAAAAAAACGCAAAUUUAAGUUGACUUCUGGAGGGACCACUGUUAUGUAAAGUGUUUGAAUCCCUUAAAUCUCAACUAGAUUUCGCAGCUGUUUUAAGCAGAGAAACUUACUUGCCAGCCGACUCUUGUCCUGUGACACAUUGCAGGAAGUUUCAGCAGUGUAUAUUUGCAGCUUUUCACUCCUCAGUCACACAUUUAACGCCCACUAUCUUUCAGGAGAACAAACACAGGUAAUAGACAGAUGCAGUUUUGUUUACACCUGCAGUUGUGAGAAUGUGUUAAUUGGAGCCUGUUAGUCGGAUAUGAUGACAGACUGUUGUGGAGGGAAGGUUUUGAAUGUUUGACAGUGUUGGAUGCCGGAAAUUAUGAACACUGAUUGCUGGAAAGAGCGUGAAGAGGACAGGAGGAGCUCACAGAUUAAUAACAGAGAAAUGUGAGGAGGUAAUAUCUUCCUUAUUGAACUUUUGUAAAAGCUUCUUCAGUCCUUCAGACCUUUUGUGCUGCAGUUGGCAAGAGAAAAAGUGCAAGAUGGAAGAGGAAUUUGGAACAAGCCAUGAUGGAAAAAUGAGUUCUCACAGAUGCAACAAAGCUGGACAUUACAUUUGUUCAUCUUCCUCUGCUGGAAACUCAGUUUUCAUUGGAUAUUGUAAAUCCCCCUAGGGAUUUGAGUGUUUGACAAGCACAAACUGUUCAACAUAAUGUGAGAGGACUAAACUUGGAGGGAUGGAAUGAACUAUUCUUGGCUAACCUGUUAAACCUUUACUCUGCCUGAUGAAGUUUUUGCUAGAAAGUUUGAAAGUCGUCCCAAGAGUGACACCUAGUUUUAAAGGCCACACCCAACAUAGCUUCAAAAAGGGGUCCUGCAGACACACAUUCAGUCCACUGACCCCUCAAUGAAAUAGUGAAAAGCCGAAUUUUAGCUCCAUUGAUUUUUGUGGCGGUUUUAAGUCGAUUCAUCUUUCUAGGUGUCCCUGUCUUCCCUGCUUUCCUUUGGUCCCUCCUCUCUGCUGGCCCGGCUGGAUGGGUGGUGGCUCACACACCCUCCCCACCUGGCAGAUCGUCUCUGCUGUGCCCACAUACUGUAUGCCAGUAUCUGCAUCAUCAAAAAAAAGAGAAAAAGAAAAAAGAAAGCUGCUGUGCGGCAAAUUGUGCCAAAACAAAUCGCUGAAUGUGGCAGGACAGACUCUGUCCCUUUGUUAGAUUUUUUUGUUAGUUGUUAGGGGGCUGCCUGUUGCAGAGGUUUGGGUGGUGAUGCUGCUAGUGUGUAGUGGAGUCUGCGGAAAGAAGUGGACUGUCAGAUUACAUAAGUUGUAGGAAGUGAACUUCCCAGAAGAAAGGACUGAACAUACUAUUGCAAAUGGUAGAUAAACAAAAGUAUUUAAGAGUUUAGUUUUCGUUUUCAUGUAGUCUGGGUGAUGGUUUGCUCAAGAGCUAAACUGGGUGUUUUUAAAGAAAUGAGUUCAUCGUGUUGCUGUGCACUGAAUAUGCGGAAGAUUAAAUAUGGUUGUUAAUAUUGGGGUAAUCAGGUUUUCAAGGGUUUUAAGAAUCGAGAAUUUGGUUUUGUGUCUGAGUUUUGCAGUGAUGAGAGGAUGCCCGUCUGCUUCGGAGUUUGGAAAGUGACAUAGCGGUUUUUAACGUUGCAUACACCCUCUUAGCUCAUUCACACUGGCACAUACUGCAAGAAAGCACACGCAUGGAGCGCUGCCAGGAAACAGGAGAUUUGCAAGAGCUUUAAAGGUCGUCACCUGGCAGCAGCCAGCUUGCUGUCCUUCAGUUAUCCCUCUAUCCUCUCCUCCCCGCUGUGAUUCCUUAGUUUUUAAAAUGGGCGCACAUCCACUGGUGCUUUUUCAGCCACAAAAAAAUCAUCCCACAAACUUGAUGCUUUUGAGCCUCUGAUAUGUGAAAAUAACACAGCUACCUGUGGUGCACGCUGCGGUCAAGUACAAAUGGUUUCCACAUCAGUCCCUGAUUUUCUUUUAUGUGUGUGUCUUUUUAUCUCACCACUUUAUGGAGCGAUCUGUUUUUUGUUUUGUUUUUAUCAUAUUAUGAACACGUUUUAAUGGAGAGACUCAAGGAAAAAAGACAAGAAGGAGCACAAUAUAUCUGCACAUAAUGCUACAAUGAGAAAAGAGAUGAUGAAAUGAGGAAAAGUUGAGGUGAAAUAAACACUCAGUUAAGAUAAUAAGUGGUAACCAGUGGAUUACAUCCUGAGUGUUACUGCACACUUCAGCACUCAAACCUGGACUUAAGACAUGAAGGAAAAGCUGGGGGUUGAUGUUCAUGCAUGUUGGACCUUUUGCGGUGCAUUGCCAUGAGCUUGGCUUUUGUCCCAGGGAUCUGAAACAUUUUCUACAUCUGGGAGUUAAUAAAUACCAACUGUUCCUAAAAGGGCACAGAAAACAUAUUGUUACACACUGCUUUCAGAAGGUCCUGACUCUGGGUUUGAAUACACUCUCAGGGAGUUUGUUUUCUGUUCACUGUACCAGAGCCCUCCAUCCACAGUACCCCAGCUGUGCCACAGAAACUUCUCAUCAGCACCGUCGAAAGUCUAAAUGCUUCCUGAUGCUUUCGCCCAGAGCUGCUUACCGACCAUAUCUAAUUCCAGAAAGUAAAAACACUGUAGUGUCAAAAGAGAUCCAAACAUCUCAGCGAUUCAAACACUGUCUGUGCUUCCCAGCCUGACUCAGCUGUGCUGUAAAUGCUGCGUGGGGGUCAGGGGUCGAAUCUGGGACUCAAAAGUGGAACAAGAAAAUAUGUAUCAGUAAUACAGCACUGGGAAAACUAAAUGUGUAAGUUACGCGCCAAAAAAAACCUAUCUACUUAAUAAUUGUUCAUCAUAUGCAUACAUGUUUUAUCUAACUGCUCAGCUAGUACUACACUGACAUGUUCAAAUGCUGAAUUUUAUUAUUUGUUUGAAUGACAUAAGGACUGACAUGUACUUAAUUUGUCUGUAGCACAGGAAUCAGAGUGAAAUAAGUUGAAUUAACCUGCGGCUGUUUUACAUUUUAUACAAUAUUGAUGGCAUUUUAUCAAAAUUGUUGCACAGUUUACCACCGCUGAAACCAUUAGUCCAUUGAUUAGCUCAUUGCCAGAAAAUUAAUAAAUGGCAUCUGUAAUAAUUGACUAAAUCAUUUACAUCAUUCAGCAAGUAAGCAGCUUCUCAGGAGCAUGGGUUACAGUCUGAUUUAUUUGGCAGUUUUGCUGUCAGAGUAAUUGCAGUUCUGAAUUUGUUCUACCUGGUCGGCGACAGAACAAAUGUAAAUGUUUUCUAAUAGGAUGGUCUUUGUCCUGGUCAGCCCCUCAUGUCUAAUAUCUGUGCAAGUGUGUUUAUUCAGAAUUCUGCUGAUUCAAUGUUAAGAUGUUAAGAUGCCAUGUGGAAAUGCCAUCAUUGCUUUGUUUUGUUGUAUUGUUAUAUUUCUGACUUGAUCACUGACAUUUAUCCAAACACUAAGCAACUAUUUGGGUAAAGCUUAACAUGCAAAAAAAAAAAAGUUGCUCCAUAUCAAUUCAUUCAGUGACAUGAGAGUUAUUUGGCCAAUGAUUUUCCGUUGCUGGGGUGUAUCGGCUGGCUGAUACCCCCCGGCCUUUUUUUAUUUGUGUUUAAAUCCCAGUGAUAUCGGCAUAAAUAUGCAAUAGUGCCUUCACACCCAUUAUAGAUCAGGGUUUGCCAAUCUGUGGUUUCGGGGGCCCCUGCGUGACUCCAAAGAACAUAAAUGGGGGUAAAAUCUAUCACAACCUCACCAAGUGAUGCGUUAUGUGUUAGAACAGCUAAAUCCAAUCAUAAUAUAUUAUAUAUGGUGUUACUAUGGGGCUCCUAAUGUAAAAGAAACCACAGAUGAAUAUAUCUAUGGAUCUGUUACCCCAGCACACAGGGCAAUGUGCAGUGCAAUCAGGCCUUCAAGUGACAAUGUUUUUCUGAUAAAACUGUGAUUUGAAUAGCUAAAGAUUGAACCAAACCUCUAAAAUACACAAUACGGGGUUUCAGCUAUGUCCCAAAUAAUCUUGUACUUUUGCACAAGUUAAACUGUCACUUUAUUUUGGCUCAUACCCACCUCACCUCUUUGGACUUUGUAGAUUAAAACGAGGAAGCAGCAGUACAGUUCCAGCAUUGGGUGAGCACCAUGAGGCCGGUGUGGAUUAACACGCUCAGUGAAGGAAGUGAUUAUACCAAAAAAGAAUGUGUCAUUUUCAGCAAAGCAAAUGUCUAGUUAGAGAUGAUACGUCAUAGGUUAGUUUCAACUCAGGAGGCCUGUGGAUAUUUGUUUUGUAGUAAAUAGUGUAUUAUCAGUAACAUCAGGAGUUUCCACCUAGUUACAUGCAAACGACAACAUUUUAUGUCUGUUAUGUCUGUACACUUUGUUUUCAGGGAUAUUUCUAGUCAAAGAAAUGUCUUUAGCUUGAUUACAGUGCUCCUUGUUUGCACCAAGAACAGAAUCUUCCUCCUGUUAAAAAUGUCUGCUGAAAUUAUUAUUGCUCACUUGUCUGGGUACAAACUUUGUUUUCACCUGAGGAUCUGUUGAAGAAUAAACUAAACUGGGUCAAAUGCCAAAA
Dicentrarchus labrax (European seabass) is the source of this 6632-nucleotide messenger RNA. It is a transcript of the gene rnf217, whose product is annotated as ring finger protein 217. The record is from RefSeq and is a predicted model, not a curated record. NCBI's taxonomy places the organism in Eukaryota, Metazoa, Chordata, Actinopteri, Moronidae. Gene Ontology annotation, molecular function: zinc ion binding; ubiquitin protein ligase activity; ubiquitin conjugating enzyme binding. Gene Ontology annotation, biological process: positive regulation of proteasomal ubiquitin-dependent protein catabolic process; protein polyubiquitination; ubiquitin-dependent protein catabolic process. Bases 103 to 1839 code for a protein of 578 amino acids. Gene Ontology annotation, cellular component: cytoplasm; ubiquitin ligase complex. The transcript has 7 exons.